Molecule: messenger RNA, 1260 nt
Organism: Cyanidioschyzon merolae strain 10D
Lineage: Eukaryota; Rhodophyta; Bangiophyceae; Cyanidiales; Cyanidiaceae
Exons: 1
Coding region: 1-1260 (419 amino acids)
Molecular function (GO): phosphatidylinositol transfer activity
Source: RefSeq, a predicted model, not a curated record
AUGCCGCAGUACGGAGCUCAAAAUUGUUUUCUUCUGCGGGAGCUUUUCAACCAUGUGGGGGAUGGAGGAUCCUUUUGGCAAAGACAAGCUCUCGUGCUGGUAUUCGUGUGCCUCGCGGCGUUUUUGAAUUCCAUCACAGUCAUACUUCAUUUCGUUGGCCAGAACUGGAUGGCUCGUUGCUUGCAGUUCCAUCUCGCAAAACAGGUUGUGAGGGCUCAGAGGAGGGCCGCGCAAGACAGAGCUUUUCGCUUAGGCAGCACGGUUGGACACACCGGCACCGGGGGCACACCUGAGUUUCUGUGCGCUUGCAAAGGCUGUAGGAAACUGAGCUCUGUGCUGAACCCACAACAACGGCAAGCACUUGAGGCGAGCAGAGUUGUUAGAGUGAGGAAGCUUCUCGGUCAGCAAGGACUGCACGCUGAGGCCGCGAACAGCUCACAAUGGUGCUCUGACCUAACAAUCAUGCGCUAUCUUGACUCGUACGGCUCUUGCCCUGCUCUCGCGGCGAAAUAUUUAGCCGCUACCAUUAAGUGGAGGAUCCAAAAUUCUGUCCAUGAGCUUACUGUCACUGAGUUUACUGAGGAGCUCAGAAAAGGUGUCGUUUCUUUCGGUGGGUUUGAUUCGCAGUCACGACCGGUUUUCAUCGUCCGGUUCGUACCUGGUUUCAGCUUGAGACUUUUAAUUUUCAUGCUUGAAGUUGGUGAAAGCAUCAUUCGUAACUCUAUGGAGCCUGAUGUGCUGCGCAAGGAUGCGCCAAGCGCAUCAGCCACUCCAGGUGUCUGGCAAAGGAUAUACCGUUCAAUGUUUCGGGGUAUGAAACGGGUAGAAUCUGACCGCAAGGUGCAAAAUCGGGAUCGAUGGGUCUGGAUCGUGGAAUGGGGGAGCGUUCAGAGAGAAUGCACCCGGGAAGCUUGCACGCAAUGCACCCCUUCCGAAGACAGCCCUGUCCCUACAAAAUACGCCGGCGGUGUCUCCGCAUCGGAGCUUAUAGGCGCCUUCCGAAUAUGUAAUGAGCACUACCCGAACCGCUUGCAUGCUGCAUACGUCCUUGGAGCACCGGAACCUAUCGUAUCGCUGUUCAGAAUCUUGGCAAAGAAGUCUACGAAGCGGAAGGUGCGAUUUGUGCGACUAAGAGACGGAUGUGAUAGGGGUUCGCUUAGCGAAUACGGUCCAAUAUGGCGCCGGCCCUGGGCUGCUACGGAUUUUAUUCAGCUGAUCAACUAUAUUGAUGGAUCACUUGCCGUACAGAAGAGCAAAUAA